Messenger RNA from Leptopilina heterotoma, 855 nucleotides. RefSeq lists its product as uncharacterized. Lineage: Eukaryota; Metazoa; Arthropoda; Insecta; Hymenoptera; Figitidae. The record is from RefSeq and is a predicted model, not a curated record. Bases 109 to 798 code for a protein of 229 amino acids. The transcript is spliced from 2 exons.
AAAAUAUUUAGGAAAUAUCAUGUGCUGUGUGGGAAUCAAGAUGCUCUUGAGAGAUUUUUUGGUCUUGUGAGGCAAGCUUGUGGUGGAAACGAUCAUCCGGACUCGAAGAUGUUUGCCCAAAUCUUUCGCUUAUUAAGUACAUACUCGCUCAUAAAACCAAAACGAGGAAGUAAUGUAGAGGGUUGUGAAAUCUUAAAUGCUCUUCUCACAUGUAAAGAUAUUGAUGACAAUCGAUUCAGCAACAUUUGUUCAACUUUAGAGAGAAUUAUUUCGGAUGACGACCCAUCCAUUGAAUCAAUUCCUAAUUUCUUAGAUAAAGUGAGAGAUCACGACGAGCGACUUUCUAGAACGGAAGAAUUCGUACAAGGAUUUGUGGCUGGCUAUGUAGCUUUCCGAGCACAACGAUUAACUAAAUGUGAUGAAUGCUUGUCUACAACAAUUACAGACAAUCAUGAACGGGAUGAUGCAAAAUUUAAAAUGAUAAACUUGUGCAACAAAGGGAGAUUGAAAUAUCCAUCUGAAAUUUUAUACAAUCUAACAGAGACGUUAGAAAAUGUCAUUUUAAGUAUUGUAGCUGGAGGACAGCUAAAUUGUGAUACUUUCUUUCAUAUUACCCAAGAAUUGGAAAAGUACAAACUUCCAUUAAUUGGUUGUGAAAACCACACAGUAGAAUUCACAAAAUCUAUUGUGUCAUUUUAUCUUAUAACAAGAGCUCAUUUCAUAGCCAAACGUUAUAAUGUGAUUAAUAAUUCUACCAAAGAAAAAUCCAAAAAGUGUCAUAAAGAUGCCAAACUGUAAGUUUCUUUAAUAGUUAGGUACAAGAUAUUUACAAACCUUAAUAACAAAUUAAGUAUA